CAAGCCUAAUUAAGCCCACCAUUCGGGGACGCGAGGCGAGAGGGUUUUUGUUGUGCUCUUCUUCUUCUUCUUCUCGCGGUCCGUCCUGCUCAUGGCGCAGCCGCAGCCGCCGCCGCCGCCGCUGCCUGCUUCGUAGCGGCACAACCGUCUCCGCCCGCCCCAAAGGAGACCUAGCGGGAUCUCUUCUUACUUGUGUCUCACAUUCUGAAUACCUAAAACACCUUGAGAUUGCCAAACUGGCCAAGCUGCAUUGCUCAAUGGAUGAUCUCCCAGAGGUUCUGCUUGCAGAGAUUGUCAAGCGGCUUACCAGUCCAAGUGAUCUUAAAUCUCUUUCUCUCGUGUCAAAGCGACUAUAUGCCGUUGAGGGAGAGCUGAGGAAUUCGAUGUACAUUGGCUGUGGCGUUUUCCCUGUGACAGUGGCCUUGAUUCGUCUGUGCUCCCGGUACCCCAAUUUGUGCAAAGUGGAAUUCAAUUACUCUGGUUGGACUUCCAACCAUGGGAUGCAGUUGGACAAACAUGGCCUCCGGGUGUUUUCAUCUUGCUGCGCCUCAUUGACUGAUCUCACCUUAAGCUUCUGCACGAAUGUUGAUGACUCAGGCCUUUGCCUUUUAGCGUGCUUCAAGAAGCUGAUGUCUCUGAGGUUGAACACAUUACCAGCAAUAACUUCGUCUGGUCUUCUCCAAGUGGCUGUUGGCUGUAAGAAUCUAUCUUCUCUCCACCUUAUUGGCUGCAACAGAGUAGGUGGCACAAUGUGGCUGGAGUACCUUGGCAGGUUUAGAUCAUUGAAAGAACUUAUAGUGAAUUGCUGUGAGAAUAUCAGCCAGUUUGACCUACUAAAGUUCGGUCCAGGAUGGAUGAAGCUCCAGAAGUUUGAGUUUGAGAUCGAAAGUUGCCCCAGUCUAUUUGAUCCUCGUGAUCCUUCAUGUGUGGAGCACUGUCAGUAUAGAUAUGAUUUCAUCUGUGAGAGUUUGGUGGAUUUGACAUUGGCGCGAGUCUCAACUGAGAAGGAAAUAGGACUUCGUUGUCUCCUGAGGAAGUGCAAGGCAUUAAAGAAGUUGUGCCUUUAUUAUGUUCUUGGUGUACAGGACACUGACAUAGUUGUGCUCUCCAACAAUUGCAGCAAUCUUACAAGCAUCUCACUUCGGUUAACACCUCAGUUCAAUGAAGGUCAUGUUUUCAGGACAUCAUUGACUGAUGACAGCCUUAAGGCUCUUGCCCUCAGGUGCCGUAAGCUUCAGUCUUUUGAACUCAUAUUUUGGGGAUGUGAUGAAUGCUGGCCAGAAAUAGGAUUCACACAGGAGGGCCUUGUCUUGCUUAUUCAGUCUUGUCCGAUUCGUAAUCUUGUGCUAAGUGGUGCUCACAUCUUUGAUGACGAGGGGAUGAAGGCCGUCUCAUCUGCACAAUUCCUAGAAUCACUCGAACUUAUGGAUUGUAUAAAUGUAACUAAUGCUGGGAUGCGCCUCCUCGGGCAUUGCCCAUGUCUGAUUAACCUCACAUUGCGGCAGUGUGAUCGUUUCUCUGAUGCUGGAGUGACUGAGGUAGCACGUGCACGGAAGCUGGAGACCCUGGUUAUUGAAGGCUGUUCUCGGGUCUCUCCAGAAGCUGUGCAGGGGGCUGCAACAUCAGUUCACUACAAUGAAGAUUACCCAGGCUUGGUCGGACUUGGCAGAGUGUGACCAUCAGGAAGGAUGAAGCGCCCCUCAUUUUGUGCCCUAGGUCGAGGAUUGCUUGCCGUUGAUUUCUGGAUUUUAAUUUUACACAUUUCCUUGUCGAUCCUUUCUGCUGUGUGUGGUUCGAGAAUGUUAGUGUGUAAUCGCAAGAUCUGGGUGUUUGGAAGUUAUCUCAUUAUUGGGCCUCAUAAAUUCAUAAUACUUGCCACUUAGUGACAACUGUAGCUUAUGUUUACUUCUGCUUGUAGUACAUCGCCUAGAUCGUGGGAGUCCCUCUUUUCAGACGAAUGUCAUGAAACAUUGGUUUUUGAAAAUGAUCUGGAAGACAUAUUUGCUGUUUUGUCGA
Messenger RNA from Sorghum bicolor (sorghum), 2016 nucleotides. Its product is annotated as F-box/LRR-repeat protein 14. Lineage: Eukaryota; Viridiplantae; Streptophyta; Magnoliopsida; Poales; Poaceae. Gene Ontology annotation, biological process: SCF-dependent proteasomal ubiquitin-dependent protein catabolic process. The coding region runs from base 258 to 1676 and encodes 472 amino acids. The transcript is spliced from 2 exons. Gene Ontology annotation, molecular function: protein binding. The record is from RefSeq and is a predicted model, not a curated record. Gene Ontology annotation, cellular component: SCF ubiquitin ligase complex.